AUUUCGCCCAUUUGUCACUUAGUUCAAAUUCUCCCACUCGUUGUAUUGUUUUUUGAAAAAUGUCUGGCGGCGAGGACUUUCUCCUGGAAGAAGACGGAAAGUUUGACGAAGUUGAUCCUGUUGUUCAAGAUGUACUUGACGUCGAGAACAACGAGAAGUCGGAUGAUAAAUUGCCGGAAUUAGAAGGAUCCGAUGAAACUAUCGACAAUGAACGAACUUCGGCAAGCGACGGUAAAAUCGCGUCAGACGAACUCCCGCAUUCGGAAAACACAAGUUCUUUCAGGGCGAGAUUUGAGUCGGAGCAAAGUGAAAAAGAAGAAAAUGAAGAAAAUCCUCGUGAGGAAGGAAGGACUCGGCGAUUGACCGAAGGCGACGAUGGUCCAAUUGAAGGCAUUGCCAUGACAGCAGCCAAUAAAUUCGAGCAAGGAAAUGACUCCAGCAUAUCUGAAGAGGAGAAUCAUAGAAUCAAGGAAGAUUUGAACAGCGUGGAGUGUGGAACCGCCGCUGCCAGGAGAAAGGCUCUCGAGGACUAUGCUGAAGAGACAAAGAAAUCUCAUGCAAGCAGCUCUCACGUGCUCGAGGACGAUGCGCUGGUUUUGCAAGCGGGCAAAGCAGCGAAUACUCGCGCUGAACUCGAAAAACUGUCUUCGGUCGAUAAAGUUUUUGAAAAACCUGUUGACAAAAAUAUUCCCAAAUCUGGCACGGCCUCUGCACAACGUGCGAUGUUCGAAGAGCGAGCGAAAAAGGCAUCUAUCGAUGAGGCUCCCAGACAGCAUGCCCGAACAGCGCGACGUAGUAAAUGGCCUGAGCCCAACACGAACUACCGCCACCGUCGUGGGGAUUUGAGGAAAAGUGUGACAACGGAUGACGAAGAGAGCACAAGUAAUGUCGACAGGGAAAAUGCAAAGAAUAUCGAGAAGUCUCGUCGAUAUUUGGAGGUCAACGAAGACACGGCAAACUUUAUUAGUCCUGGGGAGAGUUCCAGUGACGAAGCGCUCAAGUCUCCCGUAAAAACAGCAGAGAUUCGUCAUAAAUUUGUGAAAAUGCUAUCAAACGAGGACGAAAGAGCAGCUUCGCCAGAAGAUGAUCUCGUCCCGAUCGUGGGAACUGCGCGCAAUCUCCGUGCAAAAUUUGAAGCAAAGAAAGAUGAGACUCGAAUCCAUUCAAAACAACCUAGCAUCGUUCAGCAUUCUGGACGUGCAUCACGCGUGAAGGAGAGGUUUGAAAGCGGCGAGGUUACACAAAGACCCGUCUCGGACGUCGUCGACGGGAGUCUGAAUACGAGUCCUGAGGAGCCGUCACAAGACAUAGACCAUAGAGGACAGAGUUCAAAUGUACAGAAUCCCGACGUCGACGAAACAAACACGAUGUCUCGCAGUGCCAAGGAAUUGAAGAAUCGUUUUGAAAAUCCAUCUCAGACUACCCCAGUUGUGAAGAGGAACUUUGUUGUGCGUCCAAAACAAGCUGGGAAUGACAUCGCGUCCAGAUUCAAUAAACCGGGAAACGCUUCAAAUAAGUGCAAAGUUUGCGAUAAAACUGUUUACCCGAUGGAAAUGAUCAAAGCUGACGGCAUGAUCUUUCACAAAAAAUGCUUCAAAUGCGCGGAAUGCAAGGCGACCUUGAGGUUGGGUAAUUAUGCUGCGCUGCAAGGCCAGUUUUACUGUAAGCCUCAUUUCAAGCAACUGUUCAAAAAGAAAGGCAACUAUGACGAAGGAUUUGGUCGGCAGCAGCACAAAAAAAAUUGGGAAGCAAAACCCCAAGACGAAGAUCAGAAAGCAGAAGAGGUGGAGGAGGUUGACGGUAGCGCAAAGGUAAAUGGGAAGGUAAAUGGCCACUCCGUGGAAAAUGGGAAUGGCUUCCCCGAGGGAAAUGGCUAUGACAACCCCGAGGAAAAUGGAUCACUCGUAAAUUGAGCAAACGAAUGGAUUAACCUCAACACAUGACGAUGUUGAUGUUAUUGUUAGUUGAAUCUUUCGAAUGGUAUUAUUAUUAGAAGAUUGCGAAAAUUCAAGCGAUGUAAUGAAGUUAGGUGAAGGUAUGAAUUUGUUUCAGAAGAUUUAUACCAUUUCAUCACCGUGAUAACAUUUUAUUUUUUAUUUAUUAAACGAAAUCUUGACAUAAAUGUAGUUGAUUUACACUUCGCUUCAGUUCAUAAUAGUCUCCAAUAAAUAGACCGUUAUGCAUCUGUCGCGGAGAAGUUCUGCAAUCACGAUGUGCAGUCAAAGACGCCAUGAAAAUAGCGUUAACAUGUCUAGAUAUGUUGAUGAAUGGAUGAUUCCAUGGCAUUUUUCAUGUUAUUUUCACGACGUCUUAGAUGGCACGUCCUUUUUCCUCAAAAUAAUUAUGAUGAACACUGCACCCUUAAGGAACGUUGUGAUUAACUUUAAAGAAAGUAAUUCCUUCGUUGUAUGGAUUGAGCAAUAUAAUCUUCAGUUGAACUAUAGCUAUUUAUUACGAAACAAUACACUUUUACGUGCGUUGUUUUUUAGUGGUUCGACCGUAAAUUGAAAUAAAAUACAAUUCAAUACAUACGGUAUCUAUACCUAGAAAAUACGUUGAACUGAAUAAAUUCGUUAAGUUAUAAACGACCUUAAAGUUGUGCCAAGGUAGGAAUUCUACUAUGGAAAAAACUUAACUUUUUGGAUUCUCGUAUUUUUUUUGGUAGAGAAUAAAAGUCGAGGUAAUACACUAA
Molecule: messenger RNA, 2692 nt
Organism: Xenia sp. Carnegie-2017
Lineage: Eukaryota; Metazoa; Cnidaria; Anthozoa; Malacalcyonacea; Xeniidae
Product: LIM domain and actin-binding protein 1-like
Exons: 8
Coding region: 60-1913 (617 amino acids)
Biological process (GO): actin filament bundle assembly
Cellular component (GO): plasma membrane; actin cytoskeleton
Molecular function (GO): actin filament binding
Source: RefSeq, a predicted model, not a curated record